AAAAUUCACACUCCCCUCGCCUCUGUUAGCUCUUUAUAGAUUCCUGUACCAGCCACAGCCAGCACGCUCUGGUUCUCUCUAGGGUUUCCUCCUAGCAACGCUGUCGUUUUUGCAUCUCUCCCCCAUAAUUCGUCGACAAUGAAGCUCACCGUCAAGACUCUGAAAGGCAGCCAUUUCGAAAUUAAGGUUCAUCCCACCGACACUAUUAUGGGUGUCAAGAAGAAUAUUGAAGAUGCGCAAGGAAAAGACAAUUACCCAUGUGGACAACAAUUGUUGAUUCAUAAUGGGAAAGUAUUGAAAGAUGAGACUACUUUAGCUGAUAACAAGGUUACUGAAGAUGGUUUUCUUGUUGUCAUGCUUAGCAAGAGUAAAACAGGCACAGCUGGUACUUCAUCCACCCAGCCUGUUUCUACUCCACCUACCACCACACCAACUUCAAUUUCGACUCCCGCACCUGAUGCUCAAGCAUUGGACUCAAAGAGUGCAUCUGCUUCUGACUCAGCAACAGCCAAUGCACAGAGUGAUACUUAUGGUCAAGCUGCUUCCAAUUUAGUUGCUGGUAGUAAUUUGGAGCAGACUCUUCAGCAAAUAAUGGAUAUGGGAGGUGGAACCUGGGAUAAAGAAACAGUUACUCGUGCACUUCGAGCUGCCUAUAAUAACCCGGAGCGGGCAGUGGAUUACUUGUACUCGGGCAUUCCAGAAACAGCGGAAGUUGCUGUCCCAGUGGCUAGGUUUCCUGCAGAUCAGGCUACUGAAACAGGUGCAGCUCCAGCUGCCCCUGCACCUGCAUUUGGAGCACCUAAUUCAUCUCCAUUGAAUAUGUUUCCUGAGACAAUUUCUGGUGGUGGAGGUGGUGCUGGUGGCGGACUUGGCUCUCUUGAUUUCCUUAGAAACAAUCAACAAUUUCAAGCAUUGCGUUCAAUGGUUCAAGCAAAUCCACAAAUCUUGCAGCCCAUGCUUCAGGAGCUUGGGAAGCAAAACCCCCAGCUUUUGAGAAUUAUUCAAGAGCAUCAUGCAGAGUUUCUUCAGUUAAUAAAUGAACCUCUUGAUGGUUCUGAAGGGGAUAUAUUUGAUCAGCCUGACCAAGAUAUGCCCCAUGCAAUCAAUGUGACCCCAGCUGAACAAGAAGCUAUUGAACGGCUCGAGGCAAUGGGUUUUGAUAGAGCCCUUGUCAUAGAAGCAUUCUUGGCUUGUGAUCGCAAUGAGCAACUGGCAGCCAACUAUCUAUUGGAAAAUGCUGGAGAUUUUGAAGAUUGAGUUUUGAUUUUCUGUAAGGGUGGUCUGUGUCCGUGUCCUUGUGAGAAUCUUUAGUGUGGUAGUGUUUGGUAUACUCUGUAGUUUCUAACUAUGAAUCUUGAAAAUUAAUUUUUGAUAAUGGGUUUUUGAAUGGCGUUUGAUAA
Messenger RNA from Populus nigra (black poplar), 1400 nucleotides. Its product is annotated as ubiquitin receptor RAD23b-like. NCBI's taxonomy places the organism in Eukaryota, Viridiplantae, Streptophyta, Magnoliopsida, Malpighiales, Salicaceae. Bases 139 to 1257 code for a protein of 372 amino acids. Gene Ontology annotation, biological process: proteasome-mediated ubiquitin-dependent protein catabolic process; nucleotide-excision repair. Gene Ontology annotation, cellular component: cytosol; nucleoplasm. Gene Ontology annotation, molecular function: proteasome binding; ubiquitin binding; polyubiquitin modification-dependent protein binding. The transcript is spliced from 12 exons. The record is from RefSeq and is a predicted model, not a curated record.